UUUAAAGUGAACGAACGUCGAGUAGACAUAAGUAAAAACAUGAAAAUUGAAAUAUUAAAUGUUUUUUUUAUAUUGGUAUGGGUAUAUCAAGUAAAAUCAGCAAGAAUAUUAGGUGUAUUCCCAGUACCAUCGCUUAGCCAUCAAAUCGUUUUCCGUAAGAUUACUCAAGAACUGCAUAAACGAGGACAUGAACUGACAGUGUUAACACCAGACCCAGCUUAUCCAAAAGGAACUGCACCCGCAAAUUAUACCGAAAUAGAUUUUCACGAUGUAUCAUACAAAAUAUUCAAAGCAAAUAUUUAUGCCAGUUAUAAAAGCGAAGGUUUAGCAAUUAACUUCGACGCGGUUCGUGGAAUGAAUUCUCUGUUUAUGAAGAUGAUUGAAUAUCAUUUUCAAUCUGAAGAGGUUCAAGAAAUCGUAACCAAAAAUAAAUACGAUCUAAUAUUGUUGGAAUCUCUUGUUUUACCGGGAUUAAUUUACUCACACAUUUUCAAGGCUCCAGUCAUAUUAGUGUGUUCAUUCGGAGGCUAUAUAAAAGAACAUAAAAUAAUGGGGACACCAAUUUCACCUAUUUUGUAUCCAUUGCCUUUGCGAAAUAAAAUUUACGAUCUAAAUUUUUUUGAAAAGGUUAGAGAAAUAUACAGACAUUAUUCAAACGAAUAUGCAGAAUAUUUGAAUGACCUUGAUCGUGAUAAAUUUUUAAAAGAGAGAUUUGGUCCCCAAACUCCAACUAUAAAUGAAUUGAGUGAUAAUAUUCAUAUGGUCUUUCUAAAUGUUCAUACCAUUUGGGCUGAUAACAAACCUACUACUCCGAAUAUUCUCUACCUGGGUGGCAUACACCAAGUACCGCAAAAAAAAUUGCCAAAGGAUCUUGAGAUAUAUCUAAAUUCUUCCCAACAUGGAGUGAUAUAUGUGAGCUUUGGGACAAAUGUUUUAUCAAACAUGAUUUCUACAGAUAAAAUAGACAAUAUUGUAAAAGUUCUAUCAAAACUUCCCUAUGAUGUGUUAUGGAAAUGGGAUGGAAAGGAAUUGCCGGGAAAGUCAGAAAAUAUAAUUAGGAUAUCCAAAUGGUUUCCCCAGUCUGAUCUUCUGAGACAUCCUAAAAUAAAACUCUUUAUAACUCAAGCUGGCCUGCAAUCUACUGAUGAGGCCAUUACUGCUGGAGUGCCGUUAAUUGCCAUACCAUCUUUUGCUGAUCAAUGGUAUAAUGCGGAAAAAUAUGAAAAAUUCGGUAUUGGUAUUCCAUUGGAUAUAAAAACCUUUACAGAGGAAGAACUGCAUCAUGCAGUAAUUACCGUUAUAAAUAACGAAAGCUACCGGCGCAACGUUAUAAAACUUCGUGAAAUAAUUCUUGAUCAACCAAUGAGUUCUAUAGAACGUGCAAUGUGGUGGACAGAAUAUGUAUUAAGACACAGAGAAAAGAAUCAUUUUCGUACUCUAGCUAGUAACUUGUCAUACAUGGACUACUUCGAUGUAAAGUUUUGGAUGACUAUUUUUGCAAUCUUUGGUAUCUUUUUAACGUUAUUUGUGGUAACGAUUGCAUAUGUCAUAAAAUUGCUUAUUAAGAUAUGGCUUGCAUAUAAUAAGGUAAAAAAACAAUAAAUAUCACGAAACACAGUUAUGUACAUGUCUAUAUAUUUUUUAGAACAUUUAUAAAUAAUGAAUGUAACUAAAUU
Messenger RNA from Danaus plexippus (monarch butterfly), 1676 nucleotides. RefSeq names its product UDP-glucuronosyltransferase 2B20-like. NCBI's taxonomy places the organism in Eukaryota, Metazoa, Arthropoda, Insecta, Lepidoptera, Nymphalidae. The transcript is spliced from 4 exons. The record is from RefSeq and is a predicted model, not a curated record. Bases 40 to 1602 code for a protein of 520 amino acids. Gene Ontology annotation, molecular function: UDP-glycosyltransferase activity.